AUGCUUUCAAAAGAGAUACAUUCAGGGUUCCAGAUUGCUGCCGCACUACUCUCAUACAGCAUAGGAGCCUUGGCAGUGGGAUUAGUUGUUAAGCAAUCACCAGGAAUUUCAUCAAAAAUUCCUCUUAUUAUCUUUACGGUGUUCGAAUGGGGUUGUGCCUUGAUUCUUACACUCCUCUCAAUUCUUUCCGACAAUUUUCAACGCAGAAUGCUGAAUAGGCUUCGAUUAAUGCUGAACAUCUGCUCCUUGAUCACAGGAAUAUACUGGACCGACUCCCUCAUUUUUACUACUGGUAGAACCGAAAAUACUAGCCUAUUAAUAACGCAGUUGCAGGUAGCCUUAAUAACUCUUUUCAUGCUUUCCCUCUGCAUUAAGACCGUGGCUAUCGUAUAUCCUAAGGAUGAAAAAUAUAUUUCGGAGGAAAUAGAGGUAAUAAAGGAUUUCGAUCCUGAAAGCCUGACAACUAUUUCAAAACUAAGUUCACAGAAGACUGUACGUAUCAAGGAUUCUCUACAGACUCUUGUCCCUGGAAUGGCGGAGAAAUUCGAUCUCGCAAGUAGCAAGCUACCGUCACCAUUAUCAUCACCGUCGAUGUCAUCUCCAGAGUCUUCGUCCUCUUCAUUACCUCAAGUUUGUGAAGCAGUGCUUCUACCAGAAAGCAAAUUCUUUAAUAUAGAACGUCCCGAUACAGCCUUCCAAUUUCCCGAACCAAUCAGAGAAGAGGACGAACCUACAUCAUUUGAUGACAUUCAACUACCAAUUGACCUUCCAACUUCAAUGCCUCCACCUUCGCCCACAAAAUCUGUACUAUCUGAAAGCAGUUUCUUCAAUUAUGAGAAAAGAAUUGAAGGUUUGGAUAACUUAAGAGAUAUUCCGGAAAACUCAGCUAAUCGUUGGCCUCUUUUCUCCACGGGAGCUGAAGAAAACCAAACCCAAGGUGGAAAACACCGUUCCCAUCUUAAUCACGUGUCUAUGGAUUCUUGGAAAGACAACUCGGAGCGUUGGACGCUAAACAGAGAGAGACUAGGUCGUAAUGGUGUGGGUAUCUUUACCUCAACUUCUAAAAUCAAUGACCUGUCCGAUGAUAACUCUUACAACAAGCCUAAGCUACUGGCUCGUCAUCUUUCUCUUAAUCGAUCAUUCAGUGAUCCAGCUUCAGCGGGAUUGACUAGUUCAAUUAACCAGGAUAGACUUGAAGAUCAGUAUAAACCAGCGUAUGGUGACAAUAAUUCCUACAAUCUUGACGAUGAUAAUCUCAAUUCCAUCAUGAACCAAAGCUUUUUUGUUUCUUACGAGUCGCUAAGUAGGAUGUCUCCUGAAACUUCACCAUGCUCCAAAAGCCGGAAACAAAGGAAGCAACAACAGCAGCAACAGCAACUUCUACAAAAAGAAGAGCAGCCACUGCAACAGCUACCAAUGAAACUAAGAACGUCUCAAAUAGCCCGUGAAUAUCCUCCGAGACACUGUCUUCAUUCACGUUCAGAGCCGGAACUUAACUUCCAGUUCAUCAACAAUCUACAGAACACUUCUCCAAAGCGUAAUAGCGCUGUGUCCAGUUUCAAAGGUCACAGAAAAGCGCAAUCAUCAAGCACAUCAAGAAGCUCCCUCCGUUCACAGCAGAAACAUAAGCUUGAGAGAAAGAGCCAGCUUAAACUUAUAGAGUCUCAUUCGGGAGGAGAGACACAACUGGUUGUAGAAGGAACAAGUGAUGAUUCAUUUUCAAGCUCUGAGAGUCAGAAUAGCGUUACUACCUCCAACGACUCAGUUCCCUCCGCCGUGAUAGGGCAGUAUGACAGAGAGAAGUGGCGUACUAUUCAAAGGAAUAAGGAAGAAGUGUGUUAA
This is a messenger RNA of Brettanomyces nanus, 1842 nucleotides long. RefSeq lists its product as uncharacterized. Bases 1 to 1842 code for a protein of 613 amino acids. The record is from RefSeq and is a predicted model, not a curated record. NCBI's taxonomy places the organism in Eukaryota, Fungi, Ascomycota, Pichiomycetes, Pichiales, Pichiaceae. The transcript is spliced from 3 exons.